This is a messenger RNA of Papaver somniferum (opium poppy), 3475 nucleotides long. Its product is annotated as ion channel DMI1-like. The transcript has 12 exons. The record is from RefSeq and is a predicted model, not a curated record. Lineage: Eukaryota; Viridiplantae; Streptophyta; Magnoliopsida; Ranunculales; Papaveraceae. Gene Ontology annotation, biological process: monoatomic ion transport. Bases 125 to 3028 code for a protein of 967 amino acids.
UCCGCUCUCUUCCCCACUCAAAAAAAACAAUUCAAAAAUCCAAAAAAUCCAUAAAAUUCCCAAUCUGAGCUCAAUGAAGAUGAUUCAAUCAAAACCCUAGAAUCCUAAUGGAAUUGAGUUCAUAAUGUCUAACAAUGAUGUUGAUUCAAACCCUAACACUCCUGUUAAAUCUGAAAGAAGACCAUUACUGAAGAAAUCAAGAACCAUUUCUGAUGAAUUCCGAACUUCAACUAGUAAUUUCUCUUCAUCAUCGUUAUCAACUUCUCAAUUCUCUCCAAUACAUCGUAUCUCAACUUCUCCGCUUCCAUGUACGAAUCGGUUUUCAGUAACUGGGAAUUCAAUUAUUGAUGAUGAUUUAUUAGAGAAGAAUCGUAGUGUUGGUAGUACUAUUUCUGAUAGAGAUUGGUAUUAUCCAUCUUUUCUUGGUCCUCAUAGUGCUAGAAGUAAAAUUAAGAUCAAAACAGUGAAAUCUUCUGGUAGAAAUAAUGAAUUACCUCCUUUAUCUACUAUCCGUGUCCAAAAUCGAACUGCUACUGUAAGUAUUGAUUCUACUAAUAAAGGGAACUCCAUUCGUUCUUCUUCGUCUUCUUCAGAUUUAACUGUUUCAGAUCAGAAAUUGGAAGAAGAGAGAAAAAUGAGAAAAACAGUUAGAUUUUCGAACUCUAGCUAUCACUCAUCAACAGCUCGGUUUUCUCUCAAAUGGAUUCUGAAACGCAUAAGGGUUUCAAUCAAAAUUCUGCUUAUGAUCAUAUGUGUGUUAUCUGUAUUAUACUCGGCUUACCUGCGAAUGAUAAUUGAACAGCUCCAGGGAGAGAUUAUUAACCUUCAUAGACUGUAUAGAGGAAAUGAUGUUGAUGUUAAAGACAACCGCAAAUUUUUGGAGUUUGAAGAUGAUCGUAUUUCAUAUAUGUAUUUUGGUAAUGCUAACAGUAGAACUGUUGCUUUGUAUACAGUGUUAAUCGUGCUUGUGACACCCUUGUUGUUGUAUGUAUUUCUUGAUUAUCUUCCCUACGUAAAGAUACUUCUAAAAAGAACAGAAAAUAAUGAAGAGGAGGUUCCCUUGAAGAAAAGGGUAGCCUAUAGAGUUGACGUAUUCUUUUCUGUGUACCCAUAUGCGAAACUGAUUGCGCUUCUUUUCGCAACUAUACUUCUCAUUGGAUGUGGUGGGUUGGCAUUAUAUGCUGUCAGCGACGGGAGCCUUGCAGAGGCACUUUGGCUUACAUGGACUUUCAUUGCGGAUGCGGGAAAUCAUGCAGAUAGGGUUGGCACUGGACCAAGGAUAGUUUCUGUUUCUAUAAGUUCUGGAGGAAUGCUUAUAUUUGCAAUGAUGCUCGGUCUUGUUUCUGAUGCAAUCUCUGAGAAGGUGGAUUCUUUACGGAAGGGGAAGAGUGAAGUCAUAGAGAGCAGCCAUAUACUAAUCCUUGGAUGGAGUGACAAAUUGGGGUCACUUCUGAAGCAGUUGGCAAUAGCAAAUAAGAGCAUUGGUGGUGGCGUUGUUGUGGUUCUUGCAGAAAGAGACAAGGAGGAAAUGGAGAUGGAUAUAGCAAAGUUAGAGUUUGAUUUUAUGGGUACCUCUGUCAUCUGCAGAAGUGGGAGUCCUCUUAUAUUGGCUGAUUUAAAAAAGGUUUCAGUUUCGAAGGCACGUGCAAUAAUAGUUUUGGCAUCAGAUGAAAAUGCAGACCAGGUUCGCUCAUCCUAUAGCGAUGCACGUGCUUUGCGAGUUGUGCUGAGCCUCAGCGGAGUAAAAGAGGGUUUAUCUGGUCAUGUUGUUGUAGAGAUGAGCGAUCUAGACAAUGAACCGUUGGUGAAGCUUGUUGGAGGAGAUGUCAUCGAAACAGUAGUUGCUCACGAUGUGAUUGGGCGAUUGAUGAUUCAAUGUGCUCUGCAACCUGGACUUGCACAGAUAUGGGAGGACAUUUUAGGAUUUGAGAAUGCGGAGUUUUACAUCAAAAGGUGGCCACAGUUGGACGGUUUAUGCUUUGAAGAUGUGCUAAUUUCAUUUCCAGAUGCAGUACCUUGUGGAGUUAAGGUUGCUGCGAAUGGCGGGAAGAUUGUUCUUAAUCCAGAUGAUGAUUAUGUUCUUAAAGAAGGUGACGAAAUCCUUGUUAUAGCUGAGGAUGAUGAUACAUAUAGCCCAGGUCCCAUACCAGAGGUACGUUGUGGAUAUUUCCCUAAGAUUUUUACCCCUCCAAAAUAUCCAGAGAAGAUACUGUUCUGUGGUUGGCGUCGUGACAUCCAUGAUACGAUCAUGGUUUUAGAGGCGUUGUUGGCUCAAGGUUCAGAAUUAUGGAUGUUUAAUGAGGUUCCAAUUGAAGAAAGAGAGAGGAAGCUCAUUGAUGGUGGACUUGAUAUUUCCGGAUUAGCGAACCUAAGUCUUGUCCAUAGGUACGGGAAUGCUGUCAUUCGUCGACAUCUAGAGAGUCUUCCUCUAGAGACCUUUGAUUCUAUUUUAAUUCUUGCAGACGAGUCUUUAGAGGAUUCUAUUGUACAUUCUGACUCCAGAUCUCUUGCGACUCUUCUCCUCAUCCGAGAUAUUCAGUCCAAGAGAUUGCCGUAUAAGGAAGCAAAAUCAUCUUCCCUUCGGCAUGUUGGAUUCUCUCAUAGUUCUUGGAUCCGUGAAAUGCAGCAAGCUUCAGAUAAAUCAAUAAUCAUCAGUGAGAUUCUGGAUUCUAGAACAAGGAACUUGGUUUCUGUUUCGAGAAUUAGUGAUUAUGUGUUAUCCAAUGAGUUUGUGAGCAUGGCACUGGCUAUGGUGGCAGAAGACAAACAGAUCAAUCGGGUUCUCGAGGAACUCUUUGCUGAAGAGGGAAGUGAAAUGUGUAUAAGACCAGCAGAAUUCUAUCUCUAUGAUCAGGAAGAGUUGUGCUUUUACGAUAUAAUGCGUAGAGGACAACAAAGACAAGAGAUUGUAGUUGGUUACCGAUUAUCUACAGCCGACCGUGCCGUAAUUAAUCCUCAACAGAAGCUGGUACCUCGAAAAUGGUCCCUGGAUGAUGUUUUUGUUGUCAUCUCUGGUGGUGAUCAAUGAUGGAGCAUAUUUGCACCAAGUAGCACCUGUUGUACUAAUCUAACCUGAUAGCAUGUGAUGGUAGGUAACUUGCUAGUCUUUUGCUUCUGAGAGUUCUCAAACAUAUUUCAGAAUAAGAAUAAAUAAGGUUCGCAUUGGUCUAAAAUAGGGUUAGUCACCAUUUUUCUUUGUCAGAUGCAUUUUAUCUCUCGUUAUUUCCCUCUGUAAAAAUUAGCAUUCUGUCUAAUUACGAGCUCAGGCUGUAGUAUUAAUAGCCAACGACUGUACAACUUUAAUAUAGAGGGGUCUUGACUCCUGGUUAGUUGAAAAGCAGUAUAACACGGAAAGUAUAAAACCAGCCUGACAACAGAUUAACUCACAAUCAAACGUCUUUGAAAAGAAGCAUGAUCGUGAUAAGUUAGUCCAAGGAUCAAAGUGUUGAUUUCUGUGCGGCAGCUGCCCUUGGCG